Messenger RNA from Mollisia scopiformis, 740 nucleotides. RefSeq lists its product as uncharacterized. NCBI's taxonomy places the organism in Eukaryota, Fungi, Ascomycota, Leotiomycetes, Helotiales, Mollisiaceae. The record is from RefSeq and is a predicted model, not a curated record. Bases 111 to 512 code for a protein of 133 amino acids. The transcript is spliced from 3 exons.
AUAGACACAUUUCAAGCCCGUCCAGUGCAAACAACGUGAGCCCAGCAUUCGAGAAGCUCAGGAUUGAGGACCGGGUGCCAAUUCAACGCACACAAUCGGAGCUUGUCGGCAUGACUAGUUAUAACCGUGAGAAGCCGAUUAAAGUUUUGGACUCUGCAGGGCUCGAGCAGGACUGCAUUGCAGUUGUGGAUACUCUAGCUGACAGCUCCUGGAUAUCUCGCCGCCGUCUGUAUGAGCUAGGUUACAGUAAGAAUACCUCGCGAAGAGGGAAAAUCACCAAGCUCGGCGAUGGUACGCUCGUCAGAUCGCAAGGAACAGCACAGCUGUCGUGGAGAAUGUCAAAUGGACUCUUAAUGCGAGAUCAUGAAUUUGAGAUGCUGCCCAACAAUGAUAUUGAUAUCAUUUUCGGAGAUGAUAUUAUCCGGAAAUAUGAUUUGGUGGUUAUCAACUGGGAAAAUCUUUGUCCUUUGGUAACAGCUCAAGAACACGAGACGCCGGGUAAGCUUGAAUGAACAUUUUGUCCCUAGCAACGAACAGCUCGCGAAGAAGAAGAAAGGAAGCAGAAAGAAGGAGAGAGGAGCUCAGAAGCUAGAAAGAGUAGGCAAGAUCAAAGAAGGAAUGAGGGUAGGAGGCAGUGACGAAGGAAUUAAAGUAAGCUGGUGUCUUGGAGAACUAGUGGCUUCUACUCUUAUGCACUCCUCCUAUUACAACAAUAAAUGCAAAUUUGAAGACAUAUAUCA